Batrachochytrium dendrobatidis JAM81 is the source of this 836-nucleotide messenger RNA. RefSeq lists its product as uncharacterized. The coding region runs from base 25 to 828 and encodes 267 amino acids. The transcript has 3 exons. Gene Ontology annotation, biological process: cytoskeleton organization. Lineage: Eukaryota; Fungi; Chytridiomycota; Chytridiomycetes; Rhizophydiales. Gene Ontology annotation, cellular component: cytosol. The record is from RefSeq and is a predicted model, not a curated record.
GAUCCUCACUCAUCGAAACCCUUGAUGCAACCCUCUCGUCACCGUGCAUUCUCAACCACAAUCUGUCUGCUUCGAAUUUUGCAUAAAAUGACCAAGGGUAAACUCCAUCGAAUUCUCUCACUUGUACAAUGGAAGGCCGCCAUUGUGCUCAAACGGAUCGUCAGAGUAAAUCAUGCUGGACUGUACCUCUAUGCACUCAAACUCAUCAAAAGUCAGAUUCCAUUUUUGGGGAAAAAAUGGCGACCUCACAAUCUUGCAAUUGUGACGCUGAUUUACCAACAUUUAAAGCCAUCGCUCAUUGAAGACUAUUUGAUUGGUGAUUUUGAAAUCAAGACUGAUGAGGCAUUGAUAAAAGAGCAACGUCUUAGAUCGCUCAUUACAUCCUUCAUGACACGAACCUAUGCACAAACAAAACCAACCAGUCCAUUGUCCACACACGUGCCCAUGCAUUCUCAUCCUGUACCCACUGAUAAAAUGCAUGAUCAACGUAUAUCCAACUCAACAACGUUUUCACACACCCAUCACCCAUCUGUAGACGAUCUUGAUCUUAUCCUACGUCUUUCUGUCAAGGGAUCGUUUGAUACAUCCAAUCCCUACCAUGCAAGUCUACUCCAUCUAAGUACAUCCAUGCUCAAAUCGCACGAUCAUUUAGAUGAUAAUUUCAUGAUGCAUUACCACGAAUGGCUAGAAAAAGAAGUGUACCACCCCAUGGCGAAUAUCAUUGACGGCGAGUUAUUUGAUGCCACCAAAGUGUGUAUUGUGGACAAAGAAGACGAUAUGCCUGAUGACAUCAAACAGCAUUUCUAUUAUGUGAUUGAAGGAAAAUAAAAACUGUA